This is a messenger RNA of Syzygium oleosum, 2921 nucleotides long. RefSeq names its product protein ROOT PRIMORDIUM DEFECTIVE 1. Gene Ontology annotation, molecular function: RNA binding. Lineage: Eukaryota; Viridiplantae; Streptophyta; Magnoliopsida; Myrtales; Myrtaceae. The coding region runs from base 486 to 1892 and encodes 468 amino acids. The record is from RefSeq and is a predicted model, not a curated record. The transcript is spliced from 2 exons.
GACCCUGGAAAAACCCUCACUCUGCCCUCUUCUUUCUCUCCCCUCCACCUUCAGCCACCGUCGGCUUCUGCCACCUCGCCGUCGCGCCGCCGUCGACGUCAUCUCCCCUCCCCUCGCCGUCGAGUCUCGCGCCACCGGCUGUCGCCGUCGUCCCGGUCUCCGAUCUCCAUCCCAUCUCUCUCUCUCUCUCUCCUCAAGGUCGCGUCGCUCGCGGCUGCCGCCAGCGGCAUCGCCGGCCUUGGGCGACAUCAGUCCUUGGGUCGUCGUCACUCGAGGUCGGCAACACCGGAGCUGGGCUUGGCGACGUGGCGGUGGUGAUGCGCGGGGGAGCUGCCGCGGCGGCGGUUGGUGGCGUCGGCACCUGGGAUUCCUCCGUGUUCGUCAUCGCUCGUGCCUCUGGUGCUCCAUCCAAGGAUCCGGGCAUCAAAUUGACGUCCGGCGAGCAAAAACCCUGAACCCUGAUUUCCCCCCGAAAGCUUCUCUAGAUGAGGAAGAUCGUCGUCUUCUCCUCUUUCGCAACCAAUUUCCUCAAAUCAGACUCGCGCAAGCCCUCCAAUUCGAUAGGAUUCACCCUCCACAGCUCCAUUUUCGCCAGACACUUUUCUCAAUCCACCUCCAUCCCGAAAAACCUGCUGAGGGUCCGCGACCAUGGGUACGACAACUACAUGGAAAUCGAGAAGAAAACGCGCAAGAUCCUCAAAUUCCAAGACUUGAUCCUCUCCCAGCACAACCAGAACGUCCCGAUUUCGCGCCUUGAUGUCCUCUCUCGCAGGUUUGGGUUCAAGCAGCACGAGGCCGGGGCUUUCCUCCUCAAGUUCCCUCACGUUUUCGAGGUUUAUGAGCACCCGGUGCAGAGGAUCCUGUAUUGCAGACUGACCCGAAAGGCCAUUUUGCAAAUCCAGCAGGAGAAGGAGGCUCUCGAUGCCCAAAUCCCGGAUGCCGUGGUUCGGCUCAGGAAGCUCCUGAUGAUGUCUAACACGGGACGUCUGAGGCUGGAGCAUGUGCGGAUUGCACGGGCUGAAUUCGGGUUGCCUGAGGAUUUCGAGUACUCGGUAAUUUUGAAGCACCCGCGAUUUUUUAGAUUGUUUGAUGCUAAAGAGACUAGGAAUAAGUACAUUGAGAUUGUAGAGAGAGACCCUAGUUUAAUUGUUUGUGCAAUUGAGAUGGCUAGAGAGAGGGAGUAUAGAGAGAAGGGAAUCGAUGCUGAAGAUGUGCGUUUCUCGUUCAUCAUCAAUUUUCCGCCGGGAUUUAAGAUAGGGAAGUAUUAUAGGAUUGCAGUGUGGAAGUGGCAACGAGUCCCGUAUUGGUCGCCUUAUGAGGAUGUUUCGAGGUAUGAUUUGAGGUCGCUAGAGGCUCAGAAACGUAUGGAGAAGAGGGCCGUGGCAGUGAUUCAUGAAUUGCUUUCAAUGACCGUUGAGAAGAAGAUCACGCUGGAGAGAAUAGCACAUUUUAGGAUGGCAAUGGAUUUGCCAAAGAAGUUGAAGGACUUCCUCCUUCAACAUCAAGGGAUCUUCUAUAUUUCGACAAGGGGUAAUCACGGGAAGCUUCACACUGUGUUUCUUAGGGAGGCUUAUAAGAAGGGAGAGCUGAUAGAACCCAAUGACUUGUAUUUGGCGAGAAGGAAAUUGGCUGAUUUGGUCUUGUUGAGUCCAAGAAAGGCAAAAGUGGAUAAGGAGCUUGUUAGUUAUAGUAGAGACGAUCAUGAUGAAACGAGGCGAUUUAGAAGAGACCAUAUAGAGGAUAAGAUGACGAAAUUUGAUGUUCAGGAAAAUUUUGUACUUGAUGAGGAGGGGGAUGAACAACCAGACUCGGAUGCAGCUUCAGAAGCUGACUUUACAGAUGACAAUGAUGAUGGUGAGGCAAUUGUUGAUGAAGAAGAAGUAAUCAAUUGACUCGUUUUAGCAUAUUAAGAGAAGUUGUUUGUGGCUGGAGCCUAAAACUUUUCUCAUGCAACACUGAAUUUGAACACGAAUCAGACUGCUCCCUGGUGUAUUGAGGUUGUAUUAAAUGCUGACUACCUCAUGGCAUGGUUCAGACUAUGGAAUUAGAAUUUAUGUGCAAACAGGCAAAUUGAAGACAAGCAGUCUAAGUCAUAAGACAGCCACAGGUUCUUAAACGAGGCAUAUGCUGGCCACAAUGCCUUCGAGUUGGUAAAUGGUUCUCUUGGCUUCUCCACAUCUAGAGAAGUAAGUGAGCAUCAUUUUAUCGGAAAUGUAAGGUGCUCUCAUCUUCUGGGAAAGAAGUCUGCUUACUGGCUUGUGGAAUAGAAAUCAGUGAGAUGAUUUCAAUGAACAUUUUGCCUUAUAUAGAGUGGAGGAGAAGUUGGAAGAGGACGUGUUUUUAAUGUGCUUUCUGGUGAAGAAGUUGAAGUUUGGCAUAAGGUAGGUUGAAUUUGACGCCGAAGUUGAGAGCUGAUCCUAUCUCGACAGCUCCUGCUCACAUCUAACAUGGAAUUCCUAUUGUUUUAGUCACUUUCAGUUUCAGCUCUCAAGCUACGUCCGAACAACUGAUAAACAACCAAACCAUGCACCUGCAGAUUACGAAAGCACCUGUGGCCUAUGAUUAAUUGACAACAAAUUCUGAAGUCAUGUCCUUGAGAACUCGGAAGAUUUCUUGAAUCAUGCAGUCACCUACUGGAAUCAUCCCGUCUGUUGUUUUAUCAGGAAGCCUUCUGCUUUGAUACCGAUGUGUUGGGGAGGUCGCCUUCCAAAAGAGUCGAUCCACCGAUGUCGUCCAAACUUUUCUUGGUUUUUCGACCCUCUCGAAUGCAUAAGACGUUUCUCGUAGCAUACAAGGCCAUGCAUGAAUAUUGUGGAGAUUCAUCCUGUUGCUUGGCGCUGUAGGCAUAAAUAAUUAUUAAUUAUUGUGUAUGAAUCAUAUGGGCUUGAUGAUGUCUUUGCAGAUGGGCUCGAUGCGGGUUC